Talaromyces marneffei is the source of this 2064-nucleotide messenger RNA. RefSeq lists its product as uncharacterized. The record is from RefSeq and is a predicted model, not a curated record. Lineage: Eukaryota; Fungi; Ascomycota; Eurotiomycetes; Eurotiales; Trichocomaceae. The coding region runs from base 1 to 2064 and encodes 687 amino acids. The transcript has a single exon.
AUGGAGGCAAGAGAGAAUGUCCCUUUACAGCAGUUGUCCAGAGAGACAUCUACGCAUGAGGAACAUGACAGAUUUGCCGACCAAUAUGAGGUCCCACAGUAUGAAGGGAGGGACGACGAUGUGCUUCCACCGUACGAGCAACGCCGUCAGGAACGCAUUCGUUCUACGCCACUACAUCGAGAAGUCCGCAUCCUGAUUCCCGUUUUACUUUAUGCUGUUAUGGCGAUUUAUUCCUGGGUAACCAUAUGCAUGAUUUCCCGAGUAGAAGGCUUCAUUGCCAACACAAACAGCGAAUGGACCGUCGCCUACAGAUCCGCGCGCAUCCUUCAAGUGAUUGCAAAUGUCGCCACACUUCCAGUCAUUUCGUUCGUUUGUGCUUGGGCUGCUGCCGUUUUUGUGCAGAACCAGAGUGAUGCCUACAGUCUGCGUUUGCGCCAGGUGGUCACCCUGGCGGAUCGUGCUUGGACGAACCCUAUGCAAUAUGUGCGACUACUAAUUUAUCCCUCUGGCUUUAAGCGAUACGGUAGUAGCAUGCUCUAUCUAGCCAUCUUUAUUCAUAUCUUCGGUGCCAUUACCUAUCCGAUUCAGUCUCUGUUACUCUCAACCCGACAAGUCUCUACUGUACCUGUCGAUCGGUAUGGCCCGGGCUACACCUACUCCAGCGUGAAAUCAUUGCCAAUGGUGGUCAAUUCUGGCAGUGGAACCACCGACGCAUCUUGGAUCCUUGCGGUGCGCCAGGAGUUACAGACAUUAGGAAUCAAUGGUUAUCAAAAUAACCUUUGGGGAAACACCGCUCAGUUACGCAGCUACACAUCGAAUUCUAGCUGGUUUGCGCCGCUGCCCAGCAACACUAGCACUGGUCUAUACUAUGAUCAGUAUAUUUCAAGAGUCAACUGCUCAGCCGAGGUUCGGAAUAUGACUGCAGAUGAAUUUCCGUCCAACUGCUCUGAAGACUCAUUAUUCUAUGCUGCCUACGCAUACCCCAAUAGCAAUUACAAUUUGACAGUGGAAAUAUGCUUACCAGGAAACGUGAGCCAAUCUCCAUGGUUAUAUACAGACGCACGCCAAGAUUUUACUGAGGUGCUCUAUGUUAACAUUAACUCUACUUUCGCGUCCUCAUGGCGAUCCCAAGUUCUGCGCUCUCAUAUGAAACCCUUCAAAGUCAUAAUGAACACGACCGCGGGGUUAUUCGAACUACCAAAUAUCAAGAACGGUCAAAUGCCUGGCCCAUUGGUAUCAAACUCAUCAUGCACGAGUGGGAGUCGUUGUAACCCCUCAACAAGUAUAUCUCGCAGACGUGACCAUUUAAGUUACGAUUAUUUCUAUCCAACUGCUCUUGGUCCCUUGGCUAUUACAGCGUUGGCCCUUUUCGGGUCUGGGUCAUUCGCAGAGAUUCAACAAAACCCACCUCAGCCCAAUUCAAUUUCGAACAACAACAAGACUGGUUGGAAGCGCAUCCUCGACGACGCCAUCUUACGUGAUACUCAACUCCCACUUGAGCCGCUCGGGCUCACAGAUAACUUCGCAUAUAACCCAGUCGAUGACUGGUUUGGAAGGUUCUCUGAGCAACCAGUGGAAGCUUCGUCGGCUUUCACGCAAGCUGGCUUCCUAGCCAUUAAGGCCAUGUACAGCGGGGGCCAGAACUACGGAGGUAUAAGUGUUUACUCCAACAACAGUAAGCUAGGGCAGAUAACCUUGCCUGCGAUCUCCAUGACAGCCAUAAUUGCUGGCUCUGUGCUUUUGGGUCUGUAUAUGAUUCCAUUGCUAGGUCUGGCGCUGUAUGCAGCCUUCAGUCGUCGCUGGAUCGAUACUCUCGACGCUUUCACCAUGUUACGCAUGGGUGCCGCUUUAGGCCAGAAAGAUCUACCGUUACUCAUCGGCAAGAGUAAGCGGAAAAUCGAAGUUCUCGACAAUUUGCCUGGUGUGGUCAGAGAUAUAUCAGGUCCAGAUGAUAAAGUCAGACAAUUGGCCUUGGGAAUCGAAGGAGGCGCCCCUUUACAGCUUAACAAACGAUACCUAGCUUAUCCCGGGAAUGAUGAUCCCAGGAACGCACCGAAGUUAUAG